AUGGCCUUAGCAAUCUCCUUUUCCUUCCUCCUAGUCUUCCUCUCACCCAUCUCUUCCUCUCACCCCCAAAACCUCCAAUUCAUCUUCGAAGGAUUCAAUAGAAAAGAAGCCAAUCUGACCACAAAAGGAGCUUCAAUAAUUUCCUCCGGUCUCCUCCGCAUCACAAACCUCUCCGAAAACGUCAUAGGACAAACCUUCUACCGAAAACCCAUCAAAAUGCUCACCCCAAACUCCAAUACUUCCUCGUCAUCUUCUUCAGGCCCCACAGCUUCCUCUUUCAGCACCCACUUCGUCUUCGCCAUAGUCUCUCCUACCCCUGGCCGUGGCGGCUUCGGCAUAGCUUUCACAAUUUCACCUUCGACCAAUUUCCCGAAAGCCGAGGCCGGUCACUAUCUCGGACUCUUCUACUCUGGAAACGACGGAAACCGGUUGAACCAUAUUUUCGCGGUAGAGUUCGACACGGUUAAUGGACUAAACGAGAAUUCUGAUUCGAAAGGAAACCAUGUCGGAAUCAACAUCAAUAGCAUGGUCUCCAACGCGUCUAAGCCGGCAGGUUACGUUAAAGAAGGCUCGGUGUCGAACGAAGAAGAUUUGGAUUUGGAGAGCGGAGACUUGAUCCAAGCUUGGGUAGAUUACGACGGUAAAAACAAGAUUAUCAAUGUUACAGUGGCUCCUAUUAGGGUUGAGAAACGACCAAGUACGCCACUUUUGUCAAUCGGUUAUGAUUUGAGCGAUGUUUUGCUUGAGAACAUGUUCGUUGGUUUCUCUUCUUCCACGGGAAAGAAGUCAAGCUAUCAUUAUCUUUCGGGUUGGAGUUUCUCCAUCAAUGGACCAGCCCCGCCAUUAAAUCUCUCCAAACUUCCAGCCCCACCAAAGCAAGAAAACUCUUCUUCUUUCAAACUAAGUACCAAGGUCUUGAUAGCUUCUUUAUCGGUUAUUAUCGUAUCCCUUUUUGUUAUUCUCUUUUGUCUCACGUUAUACAAGAGAAUUAUGCCCUUCGAGAGGCUUGAAGAUUGGGAAUUGGAUUGUCCACAUAGAUUUUGUUACAAGGAUCUUUAUACUGCCACCAAAGGGUUUAAGGACACUGAGGUGAUCGGGGUCGGCGGAUUUGGAGCCGUUUACAAAGGAGUCUCGCCGUCCACCGGCUGCGAAGUUGCCGUCAAGAAAAUCACGAGGAGCUGCCAAGAAGGAAUGAAGGAGUUCGCGGCGGAGAUCGAGAGCUUGGGAAGGUUGAGGCACAAGAACUUGGUGAAUCUCCAAGGUUGGUGCAAGAAAAAGAACCACCUUCUUAUUGUCUAUGAUUAUAUCCCAUAUGGAAGCUUGGACUCCCUUAUUUUCCACCCCAAAAACGACUUCGUUUUGGGGUGGGAACAAAGGUUCAAUAUCCUAAGAGGUGUGGCCUCAGGGCUUUUAUAUCUUCACGAAGAAUGGGAACAAGUUGUGCUUCAUAGAGACGUAAAAUCAAGCAACGUUUUAAUCGAUUCGGAUAUGAAUGCUAGGCUUGGAGAUUUUGGUCUGGCAAGAUUGCAUGACCACGGUGAAAUGUCGCAUACCACUGGAGUUGUGGGGACAAUUGGGUACAUAGCCCCUGAAUUAGCCCGCAUUGGGAAGGCCUCAACAAGCACUGAUGUGUUUGCCUAUGGGGCUUUGCUUCUCGAGGUGGCAACUGGAAGGAGGCCCAUUGGGCCCGAGCAUUUUGUCCUGGUGGAUUGGGUCAUGGAGUGUUAUCAUUUGGGCCGGCUUAUGAGCGCAGUGGAUCUGAACUUGGGCUUGGGUUUUGUUGUUGAGGAGAUGGAGUUGGUGCUCAAAUUGGGCCUUCUUUGUUCUCAUUACAAGCCUGAGGCCCGGCCCAGUAUGAGGCAGGUAAUAAGGCAUCUGAAUGGGGAGGAGGAGAUUCCGGAGAUUGAUCAUUGGGGUCUUUUUGAUUCUCAGAGUGUGAAUCAUUUUCACUCUAGGUUUAUGCAAGGGCUUUCCAGUGACAAGAUCACGUCUUAUAGGUCAUCCUCUCUUGGGGCAAUCUCUUAUGCUUCUUUAGAUGCUGGCAGAUAGCAAUGCUUUCAACUUUCACCCUUUUCUUUCU
This is a messenger RNA of Morus notabilis, 2080 nucleotides long. Its product is annotated as probable L-type lectin-domain containing receptor kinase VI.1. The transcript has a single exon. Gene Ontology annotation, biological process: protein phosphorylation. The record is from RefSeq and is a predicted model, not a curated record. Gene Ontology annotation, cellular component: plasma membrane. Gene Ontology annotation, molecular function: carbohydrate binding; ATP binding; protein kinase activity. NCBI's taxonomy places the organism in Eukaryota, Viridiplantae, Streptophyta, Magnoliopsida, Rosales, Moraceae. The coding region runs from base 1 to 2049 and encodes 682 amino acids.